GCUUGGUUUCCUUGUGAUUUUUCUGCAAAGGAGUGCGCAAUAAAUCGACGGGAUUCCCGCGCGGAAGCAAGAUUUGCAUCGGGGCAUGGUGCGCGCUCUUCGCACCAUUUGUAUAACUAUAGAAUUCAACUUUCAUGCAAGGUCAAGAAACGCGUUGCCCUGUGUGCAUUUACAAGUGAAUAGACUUCUUCCAAAGCAAAGAUCAAACAAGAGACAUAAAAUACUUCCAAACAUAGGUUUUGUAUCAAAUAAAAUUGUGACUUCAAAGAUUGUGAACUUAAACAAUUUGCAAUAAAGUAUGUUGUUA
This is a messenger RNA of Cylicocyclus nassatus, 307 nucleotides long. Lineage: Eukaryota; Metazoa; Nematoda; Chromadorea; Rhabditida; Strongylidae. The record is from the annotation of a GenBank genome assembly.